AUGGCCCGUCGGAUUCAAGAAUGGGACUCUGCCAUCGGUACUCUCAACCCCGAAGUCGCUAUCAAGAUCACAUCCAAAGUCGUUCAAGCUAUCAUGUCCCGAUGUCCUGAAGACGCAGUUGAGAUAACGUUAGACGUCAAUACUCGAAUACAAAUUCUCGACGAAUUGUCUCAUCUCGCCGGUGCCCGUAAACAUCAGUUCGCCGCCUUCUGUAGACAUGAGUCAUGCCUGGUAGUUUGGGCAGACGAAGUUGAAACCCUCAUCCCUUCUGCCGAGGCUCUCGAACAACGUAUGAUCGCAUAUGUAUGGUCCGCUUUGGAAGAACGUUUACGAGAAGAAAAGUCGGACAAAACGAAGGAAGAGGAAGCUAUAGGUGCGGAAGAGGGAGAAUGGGAAAAGAGAGAUAUACGACCGGUCAUGCUGUAUGCGCCGUUGAUUUCGGGUUUGGCUAUAAUAUUGACUUUCGUCUUUAUUGGUUCGGGAAUGCGGAAUCUCAUCAAGGAAUCUUUGCUUGAUGGAUCUUACGUUCGGAUGGCCCUGUUGGCGACUUCGCCAUUCGGCUACCUACUUGCUAUAUUCUUCUCUAUCUGUGUCUGCGGCAAUCUCUGGCAGGCGUUCGGGCCAGUAGCUCAUUGUCACCAAAAUUCAUCCUACUACUCUGGGAAGACUCCUACAAGGAUGACCGGUACCUUGCCCCACAUCACAAUCCAGAUGCCUGUGUAUAAAGAAGGUCUUGAGGGGGUCAUCAUACCCACUGUAGAAUCUUUGAAGAAAGCCAUCACCACUUACGAGAGACAAGGAGGUUCCGUCAACAUUUUCAUCUACGACGAUGGUAUGCAAAUCUGGGACGAAGAAGAACAAGAAAUCCGGAAAGCGUACUAUGACAGGAAUAAUAUCGGCUGGACGGCCAGACCCAAGCACGGCGCGAAUGGGUAUAUCCGUAAGGGUCGUUUCAAGAAGGCAUCCAAUAUGAACUUUGGAAAUCGUCUUUCCCUUCGUGUGGAGGAAAUCAUGGAUGAACUUCGACCUGAACCGCCUGCAGAUGAUCCACUGGCUUUAGCAACUUGGCAAUGGACGGACGAAGAUGAGAUGGAGAUUUACGAGGAGGCUUUGGCCAAGGCGUUGGAUGAAACUAAUGGGAUUGCAUGGGCUGCUGGUAAUAUACGAAUAGGAGGGAUUAUCUUGAUUAUCGACUCGGAUACUAGGGUUCCAGAAGAUUGUUUCUUAGAUGCUGCUUCUGAAUUCGCUAGCUCGCCUAAUAUCGGUAUAAUCCAACAUGAAUCAGCCGUCAUGCAGGUCGUCGGACAUUAUUUCGAAAAUGCAAUUACAUCAUUCACCAUCCGAAUCAACUCCGCUAUUUCUUUCUGUGCCGCCAAUGGCGAGGUCGCUCCGUUCGUAGGGCAUAACGCAUUCUUGCGAUGGAGAGCAAUCCAAGAUGCCGCAUUCGUCGAUCCCGAUGACGGCUUGACAAAGUGUUGGUCAGAAACUCACGUGUCGGAGGAUUUCGAUCAGGCUUUACGAUUGCAGAUGAAGGGGUGGUCUUUGAGAUGGGCUUCUUAUUCUAAUGGAGGGUUUCAAGAAGGUGUUUCUUUGACUUGCGAUGACGAGUUAAAUCGUUGGCAGAAAUACGCUUUUGGAUGCUCGGAACUCCUUUUUCAACCAUUAAGAUAUUGGUUUACUCGAGGUCCUAUCACUCCGUUAUUUCAUCAAUUCGUAUGGGCCGAUGGGAUACCUCUCCACAGCAAAAUUUCCGUUUUGGCCUAUAUCUCAUCCUACUAUGCCAUCGCCUGCGCUCUCUUGCUCUCAUGGCUCAACUGGAUCCUCAUCGGGUUAUUCAACGAUAAUCUAGAUCUUUUUUACUUAGAAUCAUGGCAAGUCUUCUUAACUUGUAUCGUCAUCUUUUGCGGUUUAUCAAAUAUUUCAUCGGCGAUAUUCCAAUAUCGUCUCAAUACCAAUUCGUUGGGUAAUGCUUUGAUUGGGAAUUUUAAAUGGAUCAUCUUCUUUUUCUUUUUCUUUUGUGGAAUGUCUUAUCAUCUCACCACUGCCUUAAUCGCCCAUUUGGUAGGAUACAACAUGCAAUGGGCGUCGACCAUCAAAGAAGUCGAAUUAUCACAUUUCUUCAAAGAAUGGCCAUUGAUGUGGAAACGGUUUUGGACAGUUUGGAUCUUAAGUUGGAUUCAAAUCCUCGGAGUAGCAUUCAUGGCUUCUUCCUUAGUCCCCGUGGGUUAUAGAAUAACCAACUUUACGGCUAUAUUACCACUUAUGGCUCAAUCAGCUUGUCAUUUCCUCUAUCCGAUAGUUUUGAACCCAUGGUGUGAGUUUUUGUUUCGUGGCGAUGAGAGAUGGGAAGCUGAUGAUGUAGUGUUGUUAUUCCAAUUUUGA
Tremella mesenterica DSM 1558 is the source of this 2382-nucleotide messenger RNA. RefSeq lists its product as uncharacterized. Bases 1 to 2382 code for a protein of 793 amino acids. NCBI's taxonomy places the organism in Eukaryota, Fungi, Basidiomycota, Tremellomycetes, Tremellales, Tremellaceae. The record is from RefSeq and is a predicted model, not a curated record. The transcript has 12 exons.